Messenger RNA from Lampris incognitus (smalleye Pacific opah), 1007 nucleotides. RefSeq names its product polymerase (RNA) III (DNA directed) polypeptide G (gene polr3g). The transcript has 8 exons. The record is from RefSeq and is a predicted model, not a curated record. Bases 156 to 800 code for a protein of 214 amino acids. Gene Ontology annotation, biological process: transcription by RNA polymerase III. NCBI's taxonomy places the organism in Eukaryota, Metazoa, Chordata, Actinopteri, Lampriformes, Lampridae. Gene Ontology annotation, cellular component: RNA polymerase III complex.
UUAUUUCUCCUCAUAAUCCAGACUCAGCGUGUUACCACGUGGUUUGAUGCGUAAACGUAACGGGGUGGCGAGGCGUUUUCGGUGAAACAUGCUGAAAGGAUAGAAAUGUGUUGACCUCGCCUUUACAUCCACGGGAGUUGGGGAGUCUUGCUGCCAUGGCUGGCAAGGGCCGUGGUAUAGCUGCCUUUUCCUUUAACAUCGAGGCUCUGGGCAUCACCAGGGGUUUCAUGCCAGAAGUCAGGGUGGGGCCUCAACCCUUGUUUCCAAACACAGAAUUCAAGCCAGUGCCACUAAAGGUUGGUGAAGAAGAGGACUACUUGCUCGCCUUGAAACAAGAAAUGAGAGUAACCAUGCAACGGCUACCACACAACAUCAGACCUCUGGCUGCUAAGGCAGACGUGGAACGAUACAAGGAGCGGUACCUGAGGCAAAGUCAAGUGGAGGAUGACGAGUGGACCCCAGACUGGAACCUCUUCCCAAGAGAACUGAUGCCCCAAAAGAAAAAGGCUCGUGUGAAACCAGGAGCAAAGAAGAAAACGGUGAAGAUAUCCCGCAAAGAGUCAGAGGUGCUGCUCAACAAAUUAGAUGAACUAGAAAAGAAAGGUGACGGAAAUGAUGAAAAGUCAGACGAUGAAAAGGAGAAGAAAACUGGGAAUGAGGAUGAAGAGGAAGUAGAAGAGGAGGCUUACGACGAAGAGGAUUUUGAAGAGGACAACGACUACAUCGAUAGCUACUUUGACAACGGUGAAGAUUUCGGUGCAGGGAGCGAUGACAAUAUGGAUGGUGAAGCUACGUACUGACACUACUGGGACUACUACCUCAACUAUGCAAGCUGACAAACCAAUGUGCACUUUGGGAUUUUACACAAUCCUUAAAACGUGGUAUUUUUCUACAAGUUAAACACUGAAGGUGGGGUACGAAUGGCCUCUUUGAAAAGGGGUAGCCAAUUGUAUCGACGAUUUCUUGUACCAGUGCAAAUGCAAUAUGGACUCCAGUAAAUAAACCAU